Messenger RNA from Symbiodinium pilosum, 1882 nucleotides. Lineage: Eukaryota; Dinophyceae; Suessiales; Symbiodiniaceae. The record is from the annotation of a GenBank genome assembly.
AUGGCGACUUCUUCGAGCGGCUUUAAUCUGUCGAGUUUGGGGCGCAAAGUGUACGUCUCGCAGCGUGGCUUGGAGCAUGUUCUGAAGGAGCUUCAAGAAGGUGGCCUGUUGACCAAAGACGUGGCGUCCUCCAGAAAAUCGAUCAAGAGAGCCAGGAAUGAUGAUCUCGCUGCCAAAGCAACGCAAUAUGGGAGUCUCAUCCAGGAGACGCACAUUCAGUAUGAGGAUGGGUCGGGCAGGACUGUGAACUUGCCCUAUAUUGCUCCAGCAGCACUGCUUGCGCACAUCGCCCAGCAACCGACUUUCGGGCACUUCUUGUGCCUCAAGCUGCUGGAAUGCCCCUCCACGUACGAAGCCCCUUGGGGGCUGUGCGUAUAUGCCGACGAAAUCACGCCUGGCAACGCAUUGAAUCCUGUUAAUUGGAGGAGGCAACAAGCAAUCUACUGGAGCCUGAAGAACUUCGGUGCUCAUGGCUUAUCGUGCGAAACACUGUGGUUCCCCUUGUGUUGCCUGCGGUCACACCUUUGCUCCGAGAUCGGCGGAUUGACUGUGCUUUGGAAGCACAUGAUGAGGCUCUUCUGCGAAGGACCUCACAAUCUGCACGCAGGUCUCAUCCUUCAGACCCCGGCCGGCUCUCGAGUUCUCUUUGCAAGGCUAGCGGCCCUGAUAGCAGAUGAGGCUGCCAUCAAGCAUAGCUUAGAGAACAAGGGGGCGAGUGGCACGCUCUUUUGCGUGCAGUGCAGCAACGUUGUUGCUGCCCGCAGCGGGCUCAGCGAGGCUUCCAAUGACGUGCUGUCGUCUCUCUGCUUGGAUGUGUCGCGAUUUAAACUUCACACCAAUGAGACGACCCGCAGAUUGGUGAACUACUUGCAGGAGCAGAGCGGACUUCUCACCAGGAGCCAGUUCAGCGAACUUGAGAAGGCAUUGGGGUUUAACUUCAAAGCCGAAGGGCUGCUCUGCGACAACCACGUUGGCUAUGCCAUACCCGAAGCCGUGAUGUAUGACUGGCUCCAUAUAUAUCUUGUGCAUGGCGUUGCAGGCAAUGAAGUGGGUGCGCUGCUAGGUCACCUGCGAGAUGCAGGAUUCCGGGAAAAGCAAAUCUCGGAGUUUUUAGACUCCUUUCAGUGGCCUGCGCAGUUUGCUGGCUCGAAGCCAACAGGGCUGCUGCUGCAGAAAAGGGAGAAUAAGAGUUCGCCUCUGAAGGGAUCAGCGUCGGAGCAGCUGAACUUUCUGCCAGUGCUGCGACUGUUCAUCCUCCUCUUUGUCGUGAACAAUGGGCCCGAAGAAGUUCAACAGCCUGUGCGAUGUUUUUUCCUCUUGUGCAAGGUUCUGGAUCUUCUGCAACAGGCCACGCGCGGUGAACCUGUUCAUCCAGAUGUGCUGCACACAGCCAUCGUGCAACACUCACGCUGCCUGCAGGACACAUACGGCAGUGACAUAUGGGAACGAAAACACAAAAUCCUGAAGAGAUUCAGCAAUCAAAUGCACUCGUCUACGUCAUUUGAGUCCAGUUUGCUUCAAGAUGUUCUGGCCGUGCAACUGGAAGCAUUAGAUGAAGAGCUUCCCAGUCGAGAGCCACGCCUGCUUCACAAACGUGCGGCAAGCAAGAAGCUGAAGGAGCUUGUGCAGCAAUCGCUGGAGAGCCAAGCGCCCGUCUUCCAGGCUGCAAGCGCCAUGCACGGUGGAGGCUUCCACUGCUCCCCGGGGGACGUGGUGAUCUUCCAGCUUGAGAGCCGUGAGCAUGUGGGACGCAUAGACUUCCUGGUUGAGUGUCAGAGGCAAUCCAUGGCCUGCGUUUCUGCUUGGGAGCACGUGCAUGGGUACAUGUACAGCGUGCAGCGCACACAAAGCUUGCUUGUGCACAUCGCGAGCAUCAGUGCAU